UAUCCAAUGGACUUUAACUCAAUCAGGCUCUGAAACAGAAAAAACACACAGAACUAAGUGAUUAGAUGUUUUUACAGUGACCAUUUUUACAUCAGUUUGCAAUAAUGAGUGGGAAACCCCUUUUUGUGAACGUGGACAAAUGGAUUGCAGAGAAUGAAAAGGCUUUUUUGCCACCGGUGUGCAACAAACUCAUGCAUUUUUGUCAGCUGAACAUCAUGUUUGUUGGAGGUCCCAACACCAGAAAGGACUACCACAUUGAGGAAGGGGAGGAGCUCUUUUACCAGGUGAAAGGGGACAUGUGUCUGAAGUUGGUUGAGAAUGGCAAACAUAAGGAUGUGCAUAUCCGCGAGGGAGAGAUGUUUCUGCUUCCAGCUCGGAUCCCCCACUCCCCCCAGAGACUGGCUAACACUGUGGGGCUGGUGGUGGAGAGAAGGAGGCUUCAGUCAGAGAGAGACUGUUUAAGGUACUAUGUGGACAACACUUCAGACACCCUUUUUGAGAGAUGGUUUCACUGUGAAAACCUGGGGACCCAGCUGGUGCCAGUGAUUCAAGAGUUUUUUGCGUCGGAGCAGCACAGAACAGGCAAGCCAAACCCAGUUUGUCUAGAUGAGGUCUUCAGACAGCCCCCCUUCCCCAUGAACACCAUGCAUGUGAUGACCCCCUUCCACUUCAGAGACUGGGUGGACAAACAGCGGCCCUCCCUGGCCAGCGGACGCCCCAUUGACAUGUUUGGGGCCCAGUUUGAGACAGAGACCAUGCUGUAUGGGCCCGGGCAGACAGAGGCUUGUGAACGAGAAACUGAUGUCUGGAUAUGGCAGCAGGAGGGAUCCUCCCAUGUGACUCUGGAUGGCCAAGAGUUCCCUCUGUCCACAGGAGACAGUCUACUCAUUCCUGGACACAGCCAGUACCAAUGGAGGCGGGCUGAGGGGAGCAUUUCCCUGUUUGUCGCUCAGAACCCAGAGAGGAAGCGUGCAUGACCUGUGACACACAAGAGAAGGGGGGCACUGUUUUAGCUGUCCCAUAAUGUAUAUGUUUGGUGACAGUACUGUUUUUCUUCCGGAAUCACGAUGAAAAUAAACACCCUUACACAGAAGUA
This is a messenger RNA of Coregonus clupeaformis (lake whitefish), 1096 nucleotides long. RefSeq names its product 3-hydroxyanthranilate 3,4-dioxygenase (gene haao). Gene Ontology annotation, cellular component: cytoplasm. Lineage: Eukaryota; Metazoa; Chordata; Actinopteri; Salmoniformes; Salmonidae. Gene Ontology annotation, biological process: quinolinate metabolic process; 'de novo' NAD+ biosynthetic process from L-tryptophan. The transcript is spliced from 10 exons. Bases 105 to 977 code for a protein of 290 amino acids. Gene Ontology annotation, molecular function: iron ion binding; 3-hydroxyanthranilate 3,4-dioxygenase activity. The record is from RefSeq and is a predicted model, not a curated record.